UCCGGCCGCGCUCCUCCCGGCGCGGGGCGUGGGGCGGAGGACGUGGGGCGGAGGGUGGUCCGCACUCGCGCGGCGUCUGCGGAGGGUGCCCACUCAGCCCACGACGGGGCCGGCGGCGGCGGAACUAAAGUGCCGGGGUCUGCGCUGCCUACCGGGGGAAGAGUUAGCCGGGGACGCCGAGCCCUCCCCACCCCUCACCUCCCCGGGGGAGCACCGGAAGCGCGGUCUCCGGAAGUCCUCGGCUUGGGCUGGCGCGGUCUGUCCGAGGCGGCGGCCAGCAGGAAGCCCCAGACCCAGCAUGUCUCAGGCCACCAAGCGGAAGCACGUGGUGCAGGAGGUGCUGGGGGAGCACAUGGUGCCCUCGGACCAGCAGCAGAUCGUGAGGGUCUUAGGGACCCCUGGCAACAACCUGCAUGAGGUGGAGACCGCGCAGGGGCAGCGCUUCCUGGCCAGCAUGCCCUCCAAGUACCGUAAGAACAUCUGGAUCAAGAGAGGUGACUAUCUCAUCGUGGACCCCAUCGAGGAGGGGGAGAAGGUGAAGGCCGAGAUCUCCUUCGUGCUCUGCAAGGACCACGUCCGCUCCCUACAGAAGGAGGGUCUCUGGCCUGAAGCCUUCUCUGAGGUAGCCGAGAAACAGACCAACAGCAGGAACAGACCGCCUCAGCCAGAACUCCCAGGAGAAGCCCAGUCUUCGGGAGACAACAGUUCUGAAGACGAUUCGGACCUCUUUGUCAACACGAAUCGAAUACAGUACCAGGAGAGCGAGGAGGAGAGUGAAGAAGAGGCCUGAGACUCCAACCUCCCUUCCAACUGGAAGCCUUGUCUACACCCUGACCCCACCUCCAUGGACAUAAAUGGGGCUGCUCUGUGGAUCCACCCCUGGCUGGGGAUGAGGCAGGGCUCCCAUCUGGACUCCUGCUCUUCUCUGUAAGAGGUUAAACCCCUGGAGGGUUGAGAGAGAGCCGUGGUUGACUUGUACCAGUGUGCCUAGUAAAGUAACUCUGACUUUGA
This is a messenger RNA of Phascolarctos cinereus (koala), 1011 nucleotides long. RefSeq names its product eukaryotic translation initiation factor 1A domain containing (gene EIF1AD). Gene Ontology annotation, molecular function: translation initiation factor activity; RNA binding. The record is from RefSeq and is a predicted model, not a curated record. Gene Ontology annotation, cellular component: nucleus. Gene Ontology annotation, biological process: translational initiation. Lineage: Eukaryota; Metazoa; Chordata; Mammalia; Diprotodontia; Phascolarctidae.